AUGGGAGAUCCAGAUCGAUUACAAUGGUAUUAUGUGGAUCGGACUGGCCAGGAGUUUGGUCCAUUUAGAACAUCGAAGAUGCGUUCCUGGUUUUCACAGGGCUUCUUCCCCAUCGGCGAUGAGCUCCUGGUCCGUCUUGGUGACUGGCCACCCGAGGCCAUCCAUGUGCCUUCAGAAUCUGGCCUCCACAUGCGCAGCCACGCAUAUGCUGGCGAAGUCUGUGGGAGCAAUGAGAGUUCAGAGAGUGGAGCACAAAUCUUGUUCCGACCUGCCAGUCGCACGUGGCAGCUUGGCUCUCAGACCUCUCGAAGACGGUUCAGCCGUGAUUGUAAGACUGCCAGACCUGUCUGUUGCAUGCUUCUGGGUACAUAUAUUAGCUACUCUUUCCAUAGUUUGAUGACUCCAGCUGUGCAACUCAACAGAUGCAUGUCAGAUCUGACAGACUCUUGUGUCAGUUUGUUGCAUCGAUAA
This is a messenger RNA of Symbiodinium pilosum, 471 nucleotides long. The record is from the annotation of a GenBank genome assembly. NCBI's taxonomy places the organism in Eukaryota, Dinophyceae, Suessiales, Symbiodiniaceae.